UAUUUUAUUCUAUUUCUUUAUUUUCCCCGGAGUCCAGGAAAUCCACAAGAAAUUAUAGUGGCUGAGAUUUCUCCGGGCCUUCCCCCAGUGUAUGUGAGGUAGAAAGAAAGCGAUGCCCAGACGCUGGCUUUAGCCCUUCCGCUCUUCUCCUCCUCUGCCCUCCGAGAAGCUUCCGCAAGAUGCCAUUGCCACUGACCUCAGUCUCCCCCUCUCUCUCUGCCCUCCCCAAUCUCCAACCCACUUCUUGAAGAGAGUUUGGUUUACCCACCCAUAGAUUCGAUCGUUGGUUAGUUGGAGAUGUGGGAGGGGUAGUGGGAGAAGGAAGAAAGGAUAAUGUGCGGGUGUUUUUGAUGCGCCCAUGGCGGUCGCCCGAGCCGCUGGCGACUGGAUUGAUUCGGUUUGAUUCUGUUGAGUUAUGAGGUACUAUUUCCGGCAAAUAGAGCGAGUGGUAGGAGACAUGGAGGGAGGAUCGCUGCUGUUUGUGGAUGAUUUGAACUCGAAGUGAUCUGUGGUUAUUUUCUUGUGCUUGCUCUGCCGAAAUUUGGAGUUUGGAAAUGGAAGCAAAUUCCUUGAGGAAAGACUUGGUUGUGAAGACUAGGAAGCCUUACACGAUCACAAAGCAGCGAGAGAGGUGGACAGAGGAGGAGCAUAACAGGUUCCUUGAAGCUCUGAAAUUGUAUGGGAGAGCUUGGCAGCGUAUUGAAGGUCAUAGAGCAUAUAGGAACAAAGACAGCUGUGCAGAUUAGGAGUCAUGCACAAAAAUUCUUCACAAAGUUGGAAAAAGAAGCUGUGCUGAAGGGCAGUCCUCCAGGACAAGCUCAUGACAUUGAUAUUCCUCCCCCAAGACCUAAAAGGAAACCAAGCACUCCAUAUCCUCGGAAGAGUUGGGUUGGUUCUGUCUCUCCAACUGGGGAUGCAAUGAAUGACAAAUCAUCAAAAUCUGUUUCUCUUGUGAGCACCAAUAAACAAGUCUGGGACAUGGGAAGUGAUACACCUCAAAAGAAAUUUGCUGCAACUUUAACAUUGCAAAAGAGAGUGGUUUCUGAAGACGGAAGCUGCUCAGAAGUUCUUAACUUCUUUCAAGAUGCUUCGUCUGCUUCCAUCUCUUCUGUGAACAACAGCUCUUCAAAUCCUCACAUGGAAUUUGUGCCCAAGAUGAAAGAAAUAAAGGAGACUACAAGAGACAAAUCUUCUGUCUCUGUUGAAGUGAAUAAGGAUAUAAACAUAAAUGUGACAGCCUAUAUGGCUCAGGAAAUUCAAAGACCUGAAAGAUUUCACAUAGAUUCACAAGCAAAUUUAGAUCAUGAAAAGGGUGCAGAUACAUCAAAGCAGCAAGAUAGCCUUGGUUCAUUAUUAAGGGACAAUAUGCAAAGCAAUUAUAGCAAUUCAAAACAUGUUCCUGUGCAUUUAUUAGACAAAAAUAGUGAAGAAGUCGAGCAGACAACAGACUCUGAUGUACAUAAUUUCACAGCAGUUCCUGGCCAAGUGGGAGGAGUGCAUGAGAAUUCCAAGUCAUUCAUCAAUCCUAUGGUUUCUGCCACACCAAAGCUCCACAACAGUUCUGCAAUGCCUUGUAUUCACCAACCAUUUCCUGCCUUGCCACCCUUUGCCAUAUCCCACGGCAAUCAAGAUGCUUAUAGGUCAUUCCUCAACAUCUCAUCCCCCUUCUCUAGUCUCAUCAUGUCUACCUUAUUACAAAAUCCAGCAGUUCAUGCAGCAGCCAGCCUGGCAGCAUCAUUCUGGCCAUCUGCAGAUGUGGAUUCUUCUACCAACUCAACUCCAGAAACCCAAUCUGGGGGAUUUCCAUUAAGGCACAUGAACCAUUCUCCAAGCCUGGCAUCUAUCACUGCUGCUACAGUUGCAGCUGCAUCAGCAUGGUGGGCAACUCAGGGGCUAUCGCCAUUAUUCCCACCUCCUCACAUUGGUUUCACAUUUAAUCCACCAGCUGCAACCACAAUUCCCACAGUGGCCACAGCUCAGGCUCCAGAAUAUGAGACAGAAGGAAAAGAAGGCGCAUUUCAGAAUCUUGUAGCAGAAGAUCAAGUUGGAAAUCCAGCUCAAUCUAUGGAUUUAAAUACACGACAUGCUUCUCCUAAAUCAUCAUCAUCGUCAGAAGCAGGGGAUUCAGAUAACAGUGGAAGUGGUGAAAGAUCACAUUGCACAGAGCUCAAAGCUUCUAGAACUAACAAGUUUAAACCAUUAACAGCAACUGGAUUUAAUGAUCAUGAUAAGACAAAGAGCAAUAAGAAAACUGAUCGUUCUUCAUGUGGCUCCAAUACACCUUCAAGCAGUGAAGUUGAAACAAAUACCAUACUGGAUAAGCAUGAGAAAUUCGACGAUGAAGCUAAACAAGCCUAUUUCAGUAAUCCUUUAGCUGCCCAGACUAACAAUCGCAGAUCUCGAAGCAAUGGGACCAUUAAUGAGUCGUGGAAAGAAGUCUCUGAGGAGGGUCGACUUGCCUUCCAAGCACUCUUCAGUAGAGAAGUGCUGCCACAAAGCUUUUCACCUCCACAUGCUGAAGAUACAAUGGCCAAAGAGAAUGAAGCUGUUACCUUGCCAGUCGAUCUUAACAAGGCAUGUGAAACAACCGAUCUCAAUCAUCUUCAUGGCUUUACAAAGGAGAUGUCAAACAGAAGCAAUGACAACACCGGAAAAGGUUCUUUGACAAGUGAAAUUGGUCAGGGGAAGCUGAAGUCUCGUCGAACAGGAUUCAAGCCUUAUAAAAGGUGUUCAAUGGAAGCUAAGGAAAACAGGACAGCAGCUGUUGAAGAGACUGCUAACAAGAGGGUACGUCUUGAAGGGGAAGCUUCAACCAGAUAGCAUGGAUGAAAGAACUCAUGUAAGCCAGGUUGCUGCUCCUGGCAUGUUAAGAUUAGUUAUGCAACUUAUGAGACAUAAAGUAUGCUAUGCACCUUGGCUUCAAAACUUAUGUUACUCGUUGUAUUGAAAUAAUCUCUGGAAGGUGAACUGCUUAUAACCUUGCCUUUUCUCCACUCUGACACUACAUAAGUAUUUUGUUUGGCAUUCCGAAUCAUGAACUCCUUGAUCAAGAUUGAUGUCUUUGCAGCAAGCACCUUGGAGUUCUGUGCCUUACAGAUGGCUCAACGAUGCUAUCUGUUUGGAUAUGGUACUUGUGAUAAAGCUUAGAGUGAGCAAUCUUGUCUGGAUUGGCAUAAAAUUACACAAGACAUAUGAUCCAUCAUGCAAGCUUAAAAGCUAUUGGUUCCAAUUUUUCAAGGAUAAAGCAGAAUAUAAGACAGGUAUCUUUGUUACACCAUGUAAGAACUUGAAAAUAUCAGAUGGAACUAGUAUUGCAGCAGUAAAUGUCAACAUUUACAGAUCAUCUCAAGGAGAAGCAUAUGGAUUGACU
Molecule: messenger RNA, 3370 nt
Organism: Elaeis guineensis (African oil palm)
Lineage: Eukaryota; Viridiplantae; Streptophyta; Magnoliopsida; Arecales; Arecaceae
Product: protein CCA1
Molecular function (GO): DNA binding
Source: RefSeq, a predicted model, not a curated record